This is a messenger RNA of Poecile atricapillus (Black-capped chickadee), 1008 nucleotides long. RefSeq names its product zinc finger protein 239-like. NCBI's taxonomy places the organism in Eukaryota, Metazoa, Chordata, Aves, Passeriformes, Paridae. Gene Ontology annotation, molecular function: DNA-binding transcription factor activity; RNA polymerase II cis-regulatory region sequence-specific DNA binding. The transcript has 3 exons. Gene Ontology annotation, biological process: regulation of transcription by RNA polymerase II. The coding region runs from base 1 to 1008 and encodes 335 amino acids. The record is from RefSeq and is a predicted model, not a curated record.
AUGGCCCCAAAAACACCCAGAACUUACAAAAACCCCCAGGAACCCCUCACGAAGGUUUAUACGCAGCAUGAGGACCCCAUCACCUUCAUCGGCAUCUCCCAGGGGUUCGUGGACCUGCGGCCGCACAAACACCCUAAAAUGUGGAGGAAGAAACACCCCUGUAGUGAGGAAAGACCCACCCUGUGCCGGGAAGGCGGCCGGAGAUCCAGCCAGGGCUCUGAGCUGGUGGUCCAUGAGCAGCUUCAGGAUGGGGAGAAGCCCUACAAGUGCUUGGAGUGUGGGAAGAGCUUCAGCCAGAGCAACAGCCUGAUCUGCCACCAGAUGAUCCACACUGGGGAAUGGGCCUACGAGUGUGGGGAAUGUGGGAAGGGCUUCAGCUGCAAAUCCAACCUCAUCAUCCACCAGCGUAGCCACACUGGGGAGAGGCCCUACGAGUGUCCUGAGUGUGGGAAGAGGUUUCAGAGGAGCUCCACUCUCCUCAGGCACCAGCAGAUUCACACGGAUGAGAGGCCCUUCCUCUGCCCCAACUGUGGGGAGGGCUUCAAGCAAAACUCCCACCUCAUCACCCACCGGCGCAUCCACACUGGGGAGAGGCCCUACGAAUGUGGGGAAUGUGGAAAGAGCUUCACUCAGAGCUCCAGCCUGAUCCUCCACCAGAGGAUCCACACCGGGGAACGUCCCUACAAGUGUGGGGAAUGUGGGAUGACCUUCAGCCAGAGGUGCCAAUUUACCAUCCACCAGAUGAUCCACACUGGGGAGAGGCCCUACGAGUGUCCCAAGUGUGGGAAGAGGUUUCAGACCAGCUCCACUCUCCUCCUGCACCAGCGGAUUCACACGGAUGAGAGGCCCUUCCGCUGUCCUGACUGCGGGGAGGGCUUCAAGCGAAACUCCACCCUCAUCACCCACCGGCGCAUCCACACUGGGGAGAGGCCCUAUGAGUGUGGGGAAUGUGGGAAGAGCUUCAUCCAGAAAUCUCACCUGACCCAACACCAACAAAAGCACCACUAA